This is a messenger RNA of Mycena indigotica, 423 nucleotides long. RefSeq lists its product as uncharacterized. The record is from RefSeq and is a predicted model, not a curated record. Bases 1 to 423 code for a protein of 140 amino acids. The transcript has 2 exons. NCBI's taxonomy places the organism in Eukaryota, Fungi, Basidiomycota, Agaricomycetes, Agaricales, Mycenaceae.
AUGUACAAGAGGUUAAAGCAAGCCGGACACUCUGCCAGUCGAAGCUAUACACAUUCCGCGUCAGCCGAUAGCGCAAGCAGAGCGACACGACACUCACCCAUCUGGCGCAGUGAUGCAGCCCGACGUGUCAUUGCUCCCCGUCUGGAUGUUGCCCGAACAGUUGUCGUUCGCGCCGCCCGACGGGAAGAAGAGGAUGCUCUGGAUGUUUUCCGCGCCACGGAAGCCAUCCCACGAGAUGCUUUUCGCGUUGCGGCCCUGGUCGGCGGAGAGGCAGUCGCCGGCCAAGACGCAGGUGUGCGUGCCGAGCAGCUCGCCCGUGCAGCCUGCCCCAAGGUGCCAGUUGACAACUGCGGCUCCGUAGGCGGAGGAGGCGAGGAGGAGCGCGGAGAGAGUGGUGGUGAGAGAGAAAUGCAUGUUUCGUGA